This is a messenger RNA of Mauremys reevesii (Reeves's turtle), 2078 nucleotides long. RefSeq lists its product as uncharacterized. NCBI's taxonomy places the organism in Eukaryota, Metazoa, Chordata, Testudines, Geoemydidae. The record is from RefSeq and is a predicted model, not a curated record. Bases 410 to 1573 code for a protein of 387 amino acids. The transcript has 2 exons.
GACCCCCACCCUAUUGACCCCCUCAGAGCUCCUCCCCAGCACCCACGCACUCCCCUGGGAUGCACCCUUCUGUCUUCACCGGACAGUGCACAGGGCUCACUGUGCUGCCCCUCUGACCUUCUGCCCCACGUCACUAACAACAGUGGAGAGGCUGGCAGGAGAAAGCCAAACUGAGACUUCUGCCCCGAUCCUCCCUUGGGGAGGGAGCUCUACACCACUCCAACAGUGCCACACUGCAUCAAAGCCAACCACUGCCUAGGGGAAUGCUUGGGGGGAGGUAGCUGUAGCACUGUCCUAACAGCUCCUAUACCAUCACCACCCCAACCUCUCAUGACAGGAGAGUAGACAGGGAUCCCAGUGACACCUGAUAGGAAACAUUUCAGAGCCAUAAUCUGAUGCACCAGAAAAGAUGAUAGACCCAAAUAUAAUAAUGAAACUCAUGGAUGAUCUUGCCAGAACCAGAAGGGAGUUCAGAGCAGCUGGACAUUUUGGGAGCCAGGAAGCUGCCCUGAGAGAAAAGCUCCGUCGGGCAUUCCCUAGAAUACUGCAGGGGUUCCUCACCAAAUUCAUCCAGUGCCACAGGAUGUGCCAGUUGUCUCCAAGUCUCUUUGAGAAGAAAAUUCAAAAGACCUCCCAAGACAAAACCAAACUGUUCUAUAUUGGCUGCAACCGUGAAAUAUCUCACUACUUGUGGGAAGCUGAACCACAGUCAAAAAGGUGGCUGGAAAUCAAGAUGAAGUACAGGAAAGCCUGCACAUAUUAUUGCCAUGCAGGAGAGUGGGAUGAGACCUGCACUGUAGAGCGACUUAUCAGGCAGUACUGUGGAAUCAGUCCCCAGUGCCUCAACGUCAAACGUACCAGAGCAAACCACUCUGGUAUCAUUUUUCUGUUGAUCUACAAAUUGAACAGAUAUCCGGGGGAAUGGUACCAUCACUUUCCACCAGUGGCAUUGAGUGAGCGUGAAGAAAAUGUUUGGGCACUAGAGAGAGAAAUCAUCUUUAGGAUCUGCCAAAUGGAAGACAAGAAUGAGCUAGUGCAGUUUUUGAAGACUGAUUUCUUCCAGGUGAUGGGGAAAUACCCACAUUACCUGAAGCAGUGCCGAGCCAUGACUGAGUUUCAUCCUUCUCUAUUCCUGCAAAACGUGGAACAGAUCCUCUGUGGGCUAAAGAGAUCAGAAGGUUUUCUGGUGGGGAUACUGGAUACUGAGUUAAUAUCCCUGCGACCUUACCUGUGGGAGAUCGGAUCUGCUAAACGUGAGCUGGAAGCGUAUAAGAAAGUACACACCUACUUCACUAAAGUAGAUGGAACCAUUGAUGUGAGGAGAUUCCUGGAGAAGAAGUGGUGGGAUCCUCGCUGCCUUAACAAUCGCACCCGUUGGUACCAAGGUGAGAGGGUACCCAUAGGGUCCUUCUUGUACCUGGUGAAAUUUUACAUUGGUCGUCCGCCUCUUAUGGAAGCUGGCUCACACUGCAAAUAUAGGAAAUUACUGAAAGACCCCUAUGUCUUGGGGCAGAGGAAGGGCCAUAGACGAACCAAUAUGGAAAAGAAGAAACAUCAGAGGAAAUACUUGUAAUUAAAAGUUUGGAAUGAAUAUUCAUUGUAUAUUCUGGACUCCCACUGUUGCUUUUGCAUACCCUGCCCACUUCUCUGAGACUAACCUAAAGAACUCUGAGUGCUAUUUUUCAGCUCUUUUGCUUUAGAGGGCCAAUAUUUUGAAGCCUCUUCCUACCUUCUCCUGCCAAGAGCCUAAGAGAUCCUCACAAACACUUUGAACAAAGGUGCCUGAAAUGGUGAAACCUGGUCCUACCUGUAAUGUCUUGUUGCAUCUUGCACCCAUUCUCCAUUACGGGGAUCUCUGGUUAACAUUUGUCAUUCAGCCAUAAUUCUAAUUGUGAGGCCUCAAAGGCAUUUAGGCACCUAAUUCUCAUUAAAAUCAAUCAGUUAGGUGGCUAAAUAUCUUUGAGGAUCUGGGCCAAAGUGCUCAAACAGGAUGUUGCUGAAGAGCCCAUAACAAAAGAAUGCACUUCUUUGCAUUUAUUGUCAUUUUUCAAAUUUAAUAAAAGAAGCAUUCAGAGUGA